Messenger RNA from Uloborus diversus, 3192 nucleotides. RefSeq lists its product as uncharacterized. Lineage: Eukaryota; Metazoa; Arthropoda; Arachnida; Araneae; Uloboridae. Gene Ontology annotation, biological process: DNA integration. The transcript is spliced from 4 exons. Gene Ontology annotation, molecular function: nucleic acid binding. The coding region runs from base 1 to 3192 and encodes 1063 amino acids. The record is from RefSeq and is a predicted model, not a curated record.
AUGAAGAAAGAAAGUAUUCAUCAUUUAGAUUCAGAUCACGAGAGUGAAGAAUGGGUGAAUAAAGUUGAAGACAAAGGUAAAGACAUAAAAUGUCUGAUGUUAAUUAAUGGAAAAGAAGUAACUUUUCAGGUAGACACUGGAGCUACAGUAAAUAUUUUGCCCAAACAUUAUGCUACUGGCAUAGAUCCAUGUCAUAAAGUUCUAAAGAUGUGGAACGGUAGUACUUUAGAACCAGUUGGAGUUCAUCGUGAACAUGUAAUCAAUCCGAAGAAUAACAAAAGGUAUAAUAUUGAGUUUACUAUUGUUGACAAGGAACAUAUACAACCACUUCUAGGGUUGAAGGCUAUUCAAGCUAUGAAAUUGAUUACGAUCCAAGAGAAAGAAUUCCAGUCUGUAAACAUAGUAAACAUAACUGAUUAUAAUAAUAUAUUUUCUGAAGGAAUUGGAGAAUUGCCUGGUAUUGUUCAUCUACAGACUGACCCUAAUAUCUCACCUUCUACUAUGCCUGUACACAGAGUGCCUAUUGCUUUGCGAGAUAAACUUAAAAAGGAACUGGACCAACUUGAAGAAAAAGGAAUUAUCCGGAAAAUAACUGAACCAACUUCUUGGACUAGUAACAUUGUCUGUGUAGAAAAACCAAACGGUAAGUUGAGAAUUUGUUUAAAUCCGCUUGAAUUGAAUAAAGCACUUAAAAGACCAAGAUAUAUUAUGCCUAGUCUAGAAGAAGUGUUACAUGAAUUAAAUGGUGCUACAGUUUUUAGCAAAUUUGAUUUGCAGAAUGGCUACUGGCACAUUUCUCUUGAUGAAGCAUCAAGUAUACUAACAACAUUCCAAACUAUUUUUGGACGAUAUUGUUUUCUGCGCUUGCCUUUUGGCUUGAAUGUAGCUUCGGAAAUUUUCCAAAUUAAGAUGAAACAGUCAUUUGAAGGUCUUCCUGGACUCAUCAAUAUUGCUGAUGAUGUAGUAAUUUUUGGAAAAGACAGAAAAGAACAUGAUGAAAAUGUACAACUUUUUCUACAGAGAUGCAAACAUCUGAAUGUGAAGCUCAAUAAGGAAAAAAUGGAACUGCAAUGUGAUGAAAUUAUUUUUAUGGGUCACAAAAUCUCCAAAGAAGGCGUGAAACCUGAUGUAAAGAAAAUUCAAGCAAUUAUUGAUCUUAAAAAGCCUAAUAAUAAAGAAGAAUUGAAACGAUUCUUGGGAAUGUGUAAUUAUCAGAUGAAGUUUCUAAAAGAUUAUGCUACUAUUAGUGAACCAUUGUAUACUCUUUUAAAGAAUGAUAUUCCAUGGAAUUGGACAGAGAAACAAGAUGCAGCCCUAAUGAAGCUGAAGAGUCUACUCACAGAAGCACCAACUUUGAAAAUUUUUGAUUUUACAAAACCUGUUCAAGUAGAAUGUGAUGCAAGCCAAUUUGGGCUUGGUGCAGUAUUAAUGCAAGACUCGGGUACAAUUGCCUAUGCAAGUAGAACACUAAAUGCUGCGGAGCGUAACUAUGCUCAAAUUGAAAAAGAAAUGUUAGCUGUUAUAUGGAGUUUAGAAAAAUUUCACCAUUAUGUAUAUGGAAGAAAAAUAACUGUAUACAAUGACCACAAACCUUUAGAAGCUAUUAGAAAGAAACCCUUACACAAGGCACCGAAGCGCUUGCAGAGUAUGUUACUUAGAGCUCAACGUUACAAUUUUGAUUUAGUCUACAAGCCCGGAACACAAAGCCUUGUGUCAGAUACUUUGUCUAGGGCGCCACUGAAUACAACAGAACAGGACAAUAAGAAAAUUGAUAUAGUUUGCAGUGUUCACACUCUGCCAAUUAAAGGAACCUGUUUAGAGAAAAUACAAGAUGAAUCAAAUAAAGAUGAAGAAAUUCUCGCUUUAAAAGAAAUGAUUACAAAAGGAUGGCCAGAGGACAAAAUUGAUGUUCCUCCAAAUAUACGAAAUUAUUUUGACUAUAGAGAUGAAAUUGGAAUUCAAGAAGGUGUUGUAGUAAGAGGAGAAAGAAUAGUAAUUCCAAAAGCGAUGAGAAGAGAAAUGAAAGACAAAAUUCAUCUAGGACACCAAGGUAUUAAUUCAUGCUUAAGUAGAGCAAGAGAGCUUAUUUUUUGGCCUGGUAUGUCAUCUGAAAUUAGACAAUUCAUAAGUGGAUGCCAUACAUGCUUAUCAUAUAGUGAUCGUAGACCUCAAGAAGCAAUAAAGUGGCAUGAAGUAGCAGAAAGACCUUUUCAGAAAGUUGGAAUUGAUUUAUUUGUUUUACGAGAUAGAAAUUACUUAGUUACUGUGGACUAUUUUAGUCAAUUUAUAGAAGUGGAUUAUCUACCAGACACGACAUCAACAACUGUUAUAGGAAAAGUCAAACAUCAUUUUGCAAGAUAUGGUAUACCAGAAAUAGUUGUAACUGGAAAUGAUUCACAGCUGAAAUCUUCUGAAUUUGACAAAUUUUGUGAAGCUUGGGAUAUUAAACACAAGCAGACCAGUCCAUACAAUAGUAAAUCAAAUGGUCAAGUUGAAUCUGCCGUAAAAAUUGUGAAGAGGAUUAUGAAAAGGAGUCUCUUUGCAAAAGAAGAUCCCUACUUAGGUCUAUUGAAUUAUAGGAAUACUCCAAUUGAAAACAUUUCAAAAAGCCCAGCACAGUUACUUCUUGGAAAAAGGACAAGGACUCUAGUACCCACUACAAAUAAUUUAUUUAAGCCAUCUUUCAAUUCCUAUCCUGAAAUUACUCAUCGUAAAGAAGAUCUAAGACAGAGGAAGUCUGAAGCUGAUUACAAGAAAUCUGUUCUGCCUGAAUUUCAGUAUGGAGAUAUAGUGUACAUGCAGCCUCAAAAGAAAAAUGAUACCUGGAAGAAAGCUGUGGUUACAAAGACUUUAACACCUAGAAGAUUAGAGGUCACCACGGAUAAUGGACAAAAAUAUGUCAGAAAUAGAAGGUUACCCUCAUCCCGAUGUAACGAAUACUGUGAAGUAAGAAUUGCAAUUCAAAAGAAAGAAUCAAAAUUUAAAGUGAUACGAAGUACCGUUCCUGCCCGAACGACAGAAGUAAGAAAUUGCUAUUGGCAAUUCAAGAAAGAAUCAAAAUGUAAAGUAAUUCGAAUGCAUCCUCGUCGACACAUUUUCUCUUGGUGCCUUACAUUCAAAGUAUUGUUGCAGUACCCCUGGACGUGUUCCGCUCUUGGUCUGGAUCAAAAAACAGCUGUCUUCAUGUCCUAA